AUUUUUCUACCUUCUGCUCGAAGAAAGAACGGGGUUUCCUUAAAACGGUGUUGUACACGCAGCGUGCAAACUUUUUUUACAGACAUUAUUUGUGGUCUUACCAAAUCACAGCUGUGGCGGGAAGAAUCAGAAUCAAUACAAGUGGCAGUUGCAGAGAGAUUAGUUUUCCAAUUUCUAGAGCCUCUCACAAACUUUACCUGAAGAAUUUAAAUUAACUUAAAUUUAAACUUUCACACAAUCAAAUAUCAUUAUAUCAUCUUAUCCCCAAUUCAAAACCCUAAUUUCCCCAAUCAUGUCCUUUCUCGAUGAGUUUCAAGCAAACCUGGAAUCAUUGCCUAAUAUUCUGCAGAAGAAGUACGCAUUGUUACGCGAUCUAGAUAAAAGUUUGCAGGAAAUCCAACGACAGAAUGAACAACGUUGUGAACGAGAAAUAGAGGAUAUUAAGCGGGGAGUUAAAGCUGGAAAUAUUACACCAGAUACCUCACUUAUCAGAUUCUCAGAUGAUGCACUUGAUGAACAAAAGCAUAGCAUCAGGAUUGCAGAUGAAAAGGUCACAUUGGCUGUUCAAGCAUAUGAUUUGGUAGAUGCACAUAUACAACAGCUUGAUCAAUAUCUAAAGAAGUUUGACGAAGAGCUUCGACGUGAAAGAGAAAGAGAAAGUGCUACAGCAACUGCAUUGCCCAGCUCAAGUCUUGACGGCAGUGCUAAAACUGGAAGGAGUGGUGAGGGCGGCAGAGGAGGGCGUAAAAAAACGCGCCUGGCUACAGCAUCAGCAGUGACAGAAGCAGCAACAGCAGCAACGUCUGCAAAUCCUACUGGUAUGGAAUUAGAUUGUCCAGUGGAUCCGAAUGAACCAACCUACUGUUUCUGCCAGCAAGUUAGCUAUGGGGAGAUGGUAGCUUGCGAUAAUCCUAAUUGCACCAUAGAAUGGUUUCAUUUUGGCUGUGUUGGUCUGAAAGAACAACCAAAAGGAAAAUGGUACUGUUCAGAUUGUGCUGCUUUGAAGAAUCGUCGGAAGGGCAGAUGACCUUAGAUCUUUGUCCAGGGAAUCUGUUUUAUGAAUCUGUAUAGCUAUGAUGUAAUGGACCUGAGUAGCUAUGCUAUGGAUAUGUAGUUUGGCGUUGAGGUUUUUCCAACCUUAAUUUCUAUUUUAUUUUAUUU
Ricinus communis (castor bean) is the source of this 1161-nucleotide messenger RNA. Its product is annotated as PHD finger protein ING1. Gene Ontology annotation, cellular component: nucleus. Bases 293 to 1027 code for a protein of 244 amino acids. The transcript has 7 exons. The record is from RefSeq and is a predicted model, not a curated record. Lineage: Eukaryota; Viridiplantae; Streptophyta; Magnoliopsida; Malpighiales; Euphorbiaceae.